UUUAUCUUUAACAUGGCGGUGAUAGAAUGGGUUUUACGGGAGAUCUUAACAUCCCCCACAACUUUAUUUAUUAUCGUGGUAGCAACGAUCCUUUUUCACGUAUUUCUCAAAGAGGCCAAGUAUGGCCAGAAUUUCCCGUCUGGUCCAUGGGGUUUGCCUUUUGUCGGUGUGUUGCCGUUUCUCGGCGACCAUCCCGAAAUAACCAUGAUGGAAUGGGCGAAGAAGUACGGCAAGGUGUUCAGCGUCCGAAUGGGUCCUGAAACGGUCAUUAUGCUGCAAGGGUACGAAGCGGUCAUGGACGCCUUUUCCAGGAAAGCUACGGUUUUUUCAGGAAGGCCCCACAUUCCAGUUUUUGAUAUCAUGAAUGAUAGAGGUCUGGUAGUUUUGGACUAUGGGCCUGCUUUCACGGCACAAAGGCAAUUCACAAUGCAAUACAUUGCCCACGCCAACAACGAGAAACACAUAGAUGGUGAGGUGGACGCCCUCUUGCGGUAUAUUCGAGAACAACGUGGAGAGCCAUUCCAGUUCAACUUCCCGAUGAAGGCGACCACCUCUAAUGUUAUCGGCACUGUCCUGUUUGGAAGUCGCCAAGAAUACGACGAUCCCGUCUUUAAGCGUCUCCUGCAAGUCUUCCAAAAAGCCAUGUUAUUGAGCGGCCAGCUGAGCAUCAGGCAAUUUCUACCUUUUUUAUCUUUUAUUCCCUCAGUUGAUGAAAGAAAAGCCGCAUGGGGGGAGUUUUCGGACAUCCUCAACGAAAAGUUGGUUGAGCACAGAGCCACUUACAGAGAGGGGACAACUCGGGGGUUUAUAGAUGCGUUCAUUCACAAGAUUAUUGAAAACGAGAAUGGCGUCCAGAAUCUUUUCACAGAAGCCGACCUUCUACCAAGCCUGCUCACGCUGUAUUUCGCCGGCUCGGAUACCGUAUAUCUAACGCUUUCCUGGGGAAUGCUCUUCCUUCUCCACCACCCCGCCGUCUGCAAGAGAAUACAAGACGAACUGGAUCGAGAAGUAGGGAAAUCCCGGCGUCCAACGCUUGCUGAUAGACAAAAUCUUCCAUACACCAACGCCGCUUUGAUGGAGGUACAACGCCUAAAUUUCAUUGCCCCGAUUUCGGGCCCGCACAAAGCACUGAGGACGGUCAAUUUUCGGGGAUACACCAUCCCCGAAGGAACGACCGUCUUGGCCAAUCAGUGGUCAAUUAUGAUGGACGAGGAGAAAUGGCCGAAUCCUCAGCAGUUCGACCCAUCGAGGUUUUUGGACGAGUUUGGGAACGUCAAGAAAAACGUAGCCUGGAUUCCGUUUUCUGUGGGAAAGCGCUCUUGUCCCGGCGAAGUUCUGGCCAGACAAGAAAUAUUCCUUGUGCUAACGGCCUUGUUGCAGGCGUUUUCAUUUCGGUCACCAGAUGGCGAAGCUUUACCGGAAUGCGUUGGCAAGACAGGCUCACUUUACGUCUGUCCCGAUUUUAACGUCUGCGCCGUACCAAGAUUUUAAUGGAACAGCCUGUGCUGCCUAUGGAAUGUCUUGCGACUAACCUUGCAAGCU
Molecule: messenger RNA, 1542 nt
Organism: Lingula anatina
Lineage: Eukaryota; Metazoa; Brachiopoda; Lingulata; Lingulida; Lingulidae
Product: cytochrome P450 2J2-like
Biological process (GO): xenobiotic metabolic process
Cellular component (GO): intracellular membrane-bounded organelle; cytoplasm
Molecular function (GO): iron ion binding; heme binding; steroid hydroxylase activity
Source: RefSeq, a predicted model, not a curated record